Molecule: messenger RNA, 465 nt
Organism: Scomber scombrus (Atlantic mackerel)
Lineage: Eukaryota; Metazoa; Chordata; Actinopteri; Scombriformes; Scombridae
Product: galactose-specific lectin nattectin-like
Exons: 4
Coding region: 1-465 (154 amino acids)
Molecular function (GO): signaling receptor activity
Source: RefSeq, a predicted model, not a curated record
AUGAUUAAGAGGUCAACAUCUUGUCCUGCUGACUGGACUGGUUCCAACAAUCGCUGUUUCCUCUUUGUUUCAACUGUCAAGACCUGGGCUGAUGCUGAGAAACAUUGUCAGUCACAUGGUGGAAACCUUGCAUCAGUGCACAGCUUUGAUGAGCAUCAUGUGAUUCAAAGUAUGAUACAGAAAGUAACUCAAUCGUAUCCACUGACAUGGCUUGGAGGCUCUGAUGCACAACAGGAGGGCACUUGGUUCUGGAGUGACGGUUCCCCUUUCAGCUUUACAUACUGGUCUCCAGGACAGCCUGACGGUGGCAAGAGAGCAAACUGUCUGGUGAUGAACUUUGGAGGUGGAAAGAAAUUUGACGACCAGCCUUGCCAUCACAAAAGGCAAUUUGUCUGUGCCAAAAAAUGCAUGAUAUCUCAAGAUGGCACAGAUACAUGCAAUGUCAUGACCACAGGAGUUGUGUAG